AGGCCUGCGAUCAGAUAUCUGAUAGCGCAACACCUACACCUACACAUAACGUAUCUAACGUAUAGGAGAAGACUUCCCUGAGAGAUUUAAGCUAUACUGACUAUAUAUACAAGAAGCAAUAAGUACGUAACGGGGACCUCCUGAUUCUCACUCCAUAAAUUUGGAGACGUUUUGGCCGUAUCCUCCUCUCCUUUAUCGCUGGUUGACCUUCGCCGAUACCAGAACGAAAGACCAGUACGAGAGACUCGGGAACGAAACACCAAAAUGGACGCGAUGAACGCAAUGAAAAUGGACAUGAGCGGAAUGAGUGGAAUGAGUGGAAUGGAUAUGGGGAAUUCGACCACAGAGUCUUGUAAGAUCAGUAUGCUAUGGAACUGGUACGUGAAGAAUUCCUGUAUUUUUGCCAAGUCAUGGCACAUCCACACCUCUGGUCAAUUUGCUGGAAGUAUUAUUGGCAUCAUGGCCUUUACAAUGGCUAUUUUUGCCGUUAGACGUGGACAAAGAGAGUUUGAUCGCUUGAUUUCAAAGCGUCGUCAAAAUAAUCUGCAUGGUUUCUUCACUUUGGGACUUCCUAGUGACACUCUGCACGUUACAUUUACCGAACACUUUGUCCGUGCAAUUCUCUAUACGGCAGUCUAUGGUUCAGCAACGUUGCUGAUGUUGAUGCUUAUGAGUUACAAUGGCUACGUUCUUCUCUUCUCCUUCCUUGCUGCUUGGAUCGCUUAUGUUGUCAUCGAUACCGAUAGUUUGGGUCAUCCCAGUGGUGGCCUUGGCUGUUGCAUGGACAUAAAUAAAUAAGCACUCGGCUUUGGUUCUUCCUUGUUCAGCAUAUCCUUGCAUUAUUUUUUUUUUCCCGUUUCUCUAAUGAAUGCUGCCGGUAUGGAACGUGCCGUUAAGAUGUACACUGGACCUGUAAACUUUAUCUCUAUUUGUUGUAUUUUUUUUUUAACUAUAUAUAUACUCUAUGCUUUACUUACUACGUGUGGUUGUGUCAAAUGAAUAAAGCGAGUCGAGUACAGCAGUGUGUGUGUGUGUGUGUGUACAGGUUAGGCGACUUUUAAGAGGCUGGCUGCGUCGUUAACGGAUUCA
Schizosaccharomyces japonicus yFS275 is the source of this 1089-nucleotide messenger RNA. Its product is annotated as copper transporter complex subunit Ctr5. Gene Ontology annotation, molecular function: copper ion transmembrane transporter activity. NCBI's taxonomy places the organism in Eukaryota, Fungi, Ascomycota, Schizosaccharomycetes, Schizosaccharomycetales, Schizosaccharomycetaceae. The record is from RefSeq and is a predicted model, not a curated record. The transcript has a single exon. Gene Ontology annotation, cellular component: membrane; plasma membrane; fungal-type vacuole. Gene Ontology annotation, biological process: copper ion import across plasma membrane; copper ion transmembrane transport. Bases 265 to 798 code for a protein of 177 amino acids.